AUGCCUUCCAAAUGCAAAGUCGCUGCUAUUCAGGCCGAACCAUGCUGGAACGACCUGAAAGGGAGCAUUGCCAAAACGAUCGGGCUCAUCCAAGAGGCUGCUAGUAAAGGCGCCAACGUGAUUGGCUUUCCCGAGAUUUUCAUCCCUGGCUACCCAUGGACAAUUUGGGCUAACUCGCCAGUCAGCAACGCUGCCUUCAUGAGCGAGUAUUUUGCCAAUUCCCUUGAGAAGGAGUCUGAGGAGAUGGAACAAAUCAAAACGGCUGUUCGUGAAGCUGGAGUUUUCAUUGUACUUGGAUAUAGCGAAAGAUAUCAAGGCACCCUCUACAUUUCCCAGUCCUUUAUCGAUGAGACCGGCACCAUUGUUCUUCACCGACGAAAGAUCAAGCCAACUCACGUUGAGAGAGCAUACUGGGGCGACGGGCAAGCCGAUUCCGUCAAGGCCGUUGCCCCCUCCUCAUUCGGUAAUAUCGGUGGUUUGAACUGCUGGGAGCACACCCAGCCUCUGCUACGUUACUACCAAUACUCGCAAUACCUGGACAUCCAAGUAUCCAGCUGGCCCCUCUGCUGGGAUGCAUUGGAGGGCCAACCAUGGCCGUAUCACCUGACGCCACCAGCUUGCAACAGGUUCUCACAGGUCAUGGCGAUGGAAGGCGCCUGCUUUGUCUUGGUCUGCUCACAAGUUCUGACAGAGGACAGCAAAGCAAAGACAGGGUUGGAAAAGUUUGACUAUGCUAGAGCCCCAGGUGGCGGCUUCAGUAUGAUCUACGGGCCUGAUGGCUCGGAGCUGUGCAAGCCUUUGGGACCAGGGGAAGAGGGCAUUCUAUAUGCUGAUGUUGACCUUUCAUUCAGGGCCAUGAUGCAGCAGAAUCUCGAUCUGAUGGGACACUACGCACGGCCCGACUUGUUGAGUCUGAAUGUGACGACAGAGACUGCCGUUCCGAUCCGUCACAAGUGA
Messenger RNA from Fusarium proliferatum ET1, 957 nucleotides. RefSeq names its product putative amidohydrolase. The transcript has 3 exons. NCBI's taxonomy places the organism in Eukaryota, Fungi, Ascomycota, Sordariomycetes, Hypocreales, Nectriaceae. The record is from RefSeq and is a predicted model, not a curated record. Gene Ontology annotation, molecular function: catalytic activity. The coding region runs from base 1 to 957 and encodes 318 amino acids.